This is a messenger RNA of Dendronephthya gigantea, 591 nucleotides long. RefSeq names its product dynein light chain 4, axonemal-like. Gene Ontology annotation, biological process: microtubule-based process. Bases 100 to 435 code for a protein of 111 amino acids. Gene Ontology annotation, molecular function: dynein intermediate chain binding; dynein light intermediate chain binding. Gene Ontology annotation, cellular component: dynein complex. The transcript is spliced from 3 exons. The record is from RefSeq and is a predicted model, not a curated record. Lineage: Eukaryota; Metazoa; Cnidaria; Anthozoa; Malacalcyonacea; Nephtheidae.
UCGCCAUCUUGAAAAAAUUUUAUGUGAAAAGAAGGGAAUGAAAAUAUUAUUUUUUUAACAAAUAAAUAUAUUUGUAAACUUUGGAAAUUGGUGUGAAAGAUGGGCGAAGCUGUAGAGGGAAGUACAACAGCAACUGAUACAGGCGGAUACGACUAUAAACGAUUGCACAGUUAUCCUCUGAUCAGGCAUUCGGAUAUGAACGAGGAAAUGAGGACAGAGGCAAUGGAGCUUUGUGUAACAGCUUGUGAAAAGUUUUCAACAAACAACGAGGCAGCUGCAAAGAUGAUCAAGGAUAGUCUGGACAAGAAGUUCGGAUCAUCUUGGCAUGCCGUAGUCGGGGAAGGCUAUGGCUUUGAAAUAACACACGAAGUUAAAAACUUAUUGUAUUUGUUUUUCGGAGGUUCAACUGCAAUCUUGGUGUGGAAAUCCUCGUAGUUACAAGCGAAGGUUUUCCAGACUUGAUGGAUAAUGUUGAAUCACAUAUGAAAAGAGUUUGCAAUCUCAAUUCAAGAGUCAUAGCAUAGUAGCAUGGUUUUCUUAAGUGAUUUUAUUGCUAUCUAAAGUACAUGUAUAUAAUAUAAUAAUACUUUG